This is a messenger RNA of Penicillium antarcticum, 1623 nucleotides long. Its product is annotated as cytochrome P450. Gene Ontology annotation, molecular function: iron ion binding; heme binding; oxidoreductase activity, acting on paired donors, with incorporation or reduction of molecular oxygen. The coding region runs from base 1 to 1623 and encodes 540 amino acids. The record is from RefSeq and is a predicted model, not a curated record. NCBI's taxonomy places the organism in Eukaryota, Fungi, Ascomycota, Eurotiomycetes, Eurotiales, Aspergillaceae. The transcript has a single exon.
AUGGCUCUCAUCACGAAGAUAAUAGCGGGGUUGAUUUGCGUUUACAUUGUCCGAAAACUCUUGUUUCCGUCUGUCGCACAUCUCCCCAAGGGUUUACCCAUAAUUGGCGCCAAAGACAGCGACUGGUUUCCCUUUUUUCAAGCCGCAUUGCGCAACGCUCUCAACCUUCGGGGGAAUAUCUUGGAAGCCUACGCAACGCACAAGGACCAGGCCGCAAUUCUGCCUAUUGCAGGACCUGGCGGUCAAACAUUUGUGUUGCUUCCAGCGUCUGAGACUAAAUUAGUGACGGAUCAGCCCAAUACUGUGCUCAGCUUGCGUGAGGUUAUUGUACAAGGGCUUCUCUACGAGUACACUAUAUCCGACAAUUUCAUCGUCUCAAACCCAACGCACACGAAGCUCAUUACGACGACGUUAACCAACCAAGUCGCUAAUCUCCUUCCUGGCUUGGCUAACGAGACCAUUCGAGGCUUUGAGCAACAAUGGGGAACCGACACAGAGUCAUUUCAUGACGUCACAAUAUGGGAUAGUAUGGGUGCUAUUGUGAGCAGAGCAACAAAUUACGCCUUUGUUGGUCUCCCAUACUGUCGUGACUCGGCGCUGCUGAAUGCCGGUAUUGGCUUUGCACGUGCACUACCAUUCAGCCAGCUGUUAUUGAGUUUUACAUGGAAGCCGCUACGUCCUUUGGCAUCAUUGUUGUUCACGCUUCCCUGUCGAUAUUACGAAAACCGGUUCACUCAAAUGCUAAUUCCAGAGAUUGAACAUCGCCUACAACAAGUUGACAAUCCUACCUCCCCGCUGCGUGCCGAGGAAACCUCUGGCGAAGCGGAAAAGAAGAAUGAUUUUCUAGAGUGGUGUAUAGAGCAGGCGAAAGAAAGCGGCGACCCUCGCAUGUGGCAGCCCAGGACCCUUGCAGGCCGCAUACUUCUAAUGAAUCUGGUCUCUAUCCACACAUCCUCCUUGACCAUCGUGAAUGUCAUGCUGGAUCUGGCGUCCUCUACACCUGAAGUCCUUGAGGAGCUGCGCGCCGAGGUCAAACAAGUUCUGGAUGAGUGUGGAGGACAAUGGACGAAGCUGGCAUUGGGUAAGAUGGAGAAGCUCGACUCGGUGCUUCGCGAGAGUGCUCGUCUCAACACUUUGGUUGCCGUGGGGCUGCGUCGCAGAGUCGUAGCCAAGGAGGGAUUCACCACGACAUCUGGUGUCCAUUUACCUUGCGGUAAUUUCUGCGCUGUCCAUAACCUAGGCGUUGUCCACGACCCCAAUGUGUAUGAGCAGCCAGAUACCUUCAAGCCAUUCCGCUUCGUUGGACUGCGGCGUGAUGUCAACAGCGACGAUCCCAACAAGGACCACGUACAGCGAGCACGCUUGACAUUUCCCGCUACUGGGUGCGAUUAUCUUGCUUUUGGUAACGGUCGUCAAGCCUGUCCCGGCCGAUUCUUUGCGGCCAGUGAGCUCAAACUAAUGUUGGCGUACGCGUUGAUGUACUACGACCUGGAGAUUAUGGACUCGAGACCCGGUGACAGGUGGAUUGGGAUAUUGCGCAUUCCAUCUUCCAAUGCCAAGCUACGAGUACGCCGCCGAAAGGGAAGCGUUCAGCCGUCCGUGAAUAAUGACAAAUUGGUCUGA